Messenger RNA from Solenopsis invicta (red fire ant), 1127 nucleotides. RefSeq lists its product as uncharacterized. Lineage: Eukaryota; Metazoa; Arthropoda; Insecta; Hymenoptera; Formicidae. The record is from RefSeq and is a predicted model, not a curated record. The transcript has 2 exons. The coding region runs from base 695 to 1090 and encodes 131 amino acids.
AACGUUCCAGUGCAGUCUAGUGCAGGAAUAGAAAACAAGCCUACUUUCUCCUCGCGCGCGCGCGUGCGCACAUACAAGUGCACACACCACACGCAGUAGCCUAAAGCCUUGUGUACACGAUGCUAGAAAUUGAUCCGAGAUCUCGAACGGAGAGAGAAUUGACCAAUCGCAUUUGAACAAUUAGGCCAAUUGAUUAAUGCGAUUGGUCAAUUCUCUCUCUCGGACCGAUUUCUAGUAUCGUGUACACAAGGCUUAAAGUAGGAUCGCCGAUUAAUGCUUCGAAUCGCCACCAGGGUGUACGAGCUGACGGUAAUCACACCACCAAUGACCAAUCUAAAUAGGGAGUUUCAAAAAACUAUGUUUCAAAGAAUAAAUUCAAAUUUAAAUUUACGCGUAUACAGACAGCUAACAAUAAGAGAGAACAGUCGAAGGAUAUAAAUUUAGUGGGACGAUACAGCAUCAGCGAUGCGCUGUACGGGAUCACUCAUCACCAUGGCGACAAAUGAUCUCCCUCUCUCUUUCACGGCUCUCUCUAGCCUUUCUCUAGCGUUUCUUCUCCCGAUUCCUCCUGUAUAUAUAGAUAUGUAUACAUAUAUAGCACUAUACCUGCCUCCGUCGUCGUCCUGCCACCACCUACCAUCCCGUGUCAUCCCCGCACAGAGCUUUUUCCCCGACUACGUGUUUCGACUCACCAAUGUCAGCAGUAGCAGUAGCAGCAGCAGCAGCAGGCUCCGCUGCUCCAAAUGUCACCACUUGCCGCUACCACCAUGCACCUCCCGUCGGAAUGACGGAUCCUGCCUGCGGCAGACGUAGCGCGUUCACGGCAUUCACGAAGAUAGGCCAGCCAUAUACUCUCGGUGAUAAUCUUGCGUGCUCCUUGUGUCGCCCUUCCCCGUCGCCGCUCUCGUGUGGCUGUAGUUUUUUUUCGUCACGCACGUGUUACAUGCUCACCACCGCUCGUCCAUUUAAAGACAGCUGUCACGCGCCGAACACUGCAGCGGCGAUGAACCUCGCGAUCGAGAGCGUCGAUACAUAUUGUGUGUACGCGACGACGACACAAGAGAGCUCUCCUGGAAAAGCUGCAAUGUGAUAUUCUAUGUUAUUUUACCCUAUGUCAAAAAAGCUAU